This is a messenger RNA of Lactuca saligna, 2007 nucleotides long. Lineage: Eukaryota; Viridiplantae; Streptophyta; Magnoliopsida; Asterales; Asteraceae. The record is from the annotation of a GenBank genome assembly.
AUGGACAAAGCUUGGAACGCUGGAACGAAGGAAAAAAAAAAAAAAACUAGGGCUCGGCUCGCUGCUUCAUUGUGUCAUCGUCGUCCACAAUCUCCGCCGCUGCAUCUCCUCCAUCUGUCGGCGGCUGGCUGCGCCUCCUCCAUCGUCGCCGGCGGCUGCAAGAUGAAUUCUAUUAUAGAUAUGAUCGACAAUGAUAAUUUUUCUAUAAUUUCUCAAGCUGCUGUUGUGACUAAUUUGAUGAAUAUAGACAAUGAUGUUGAGUUAAAUGAAAUAUUGGAGGAUGGAAUUAGAGAUGAAGAUGAUGAUGAAACAUCUAUUUACAAUAAUGUUGAAUUACCCUCAACUUUUACUAAUAUGGAAGGAACAAAUUUGACUAUUGAUGAAAAUUGGAUUAUGACACAAUCAACAAUAUUCCGGCUUUUGAGAGCUGAAAUAGUUGAAAAAUUAGGCUAUACUCCUUCAUAUAAGAAGGUUUGGGUUGGAAAGCAAAAAGCAAUUGAACAUGUGUUUGGAAACUGGGAAGAGUCUUAUGUCGCUUUACCAAAAUAUCUAGGUGCACUUCAAAAGUUCAAUCCAGGAACUAUAGUUGAAUGGUGUGUUUCAAGAUCGAACGAUGUGGAUGAAGUUGAAUUUAGGCGUGUUUUUUGGGCUUUUGCUCCCUCUAUCAAAGGGUUUCACUAUUUUCGACCGGUGAUUAGUAUUGAUGGCACACACUUGUAUGGUAAAUACAAGGGUAAGAUGCUAAUUGCAAUGGGAGUUGAUGGCAAUAAUCAAAUUUUGCCACUUUCAUUUGCUAUUGUAGAAAAUGAAUCUUAUGAUACUUGGGAUUGGUUCCUUUCUCAUGUCAAGAAUCAUGUGGUGAAAGACCGUGAAGGCAUAUGCCUAAUAUCUGAUCGUCAUGGUGGAAUUCUUAAGGCUGUCAAUGAGCAUGGAUCUCCAUGGUUAGAGCCACGUGGUUUUCAUAGGUAUUGUUUACGACAUUUCAUCAACAACUUUUAUGACAAGUUUCAUAAUUCAGAAUUGAAAGCUUUAGCUUACCGUGCCGGGAGUCAGAAUCAAAUUCGAAAGUUCAACUCCAUCAUGGAAGAAAUUGGGAAAUUAAAUCCACGUGCUCAACAAUGGUUGGAGAGUCAUCCACUUAAUAGAUGGACACUUGCACAUGAUGGUGGAAGGAGAUAUGGGUUGCUCACAACAAAUUUGUCAGAGAUUUUCAACAGUGUACUUAAAGGUGCUCGUUUCUUACCAAUCACAGCUUGUGUGCAACUUACAUUCUAUAGAAUGGUGCAUUAUUUUGAGGUGAGACGUCCUUUAGGAUCUAGUUCUCAAGCUCAUGGAGAUACACAUACUCCACAUGUUGUUGUAAAACAAGUAGCUUUGAUGGUAAAAGCAAGUGCACAUUCCUUAAGAUCUUUUAACCGAGAAAAAUGUAUAUUUGAGUUGAUAACUCAAAGAGGUCGAAAUGUGCAAGUAGUUAAUUUAGAACAAAAAACUUGCACAUGUGGUAAAUGGGAGGCAUUUAAAUAUCCUUGUUCUCAUGUCUUGAGUGCAUGUGCCAAACUCUCUUUGAAUAGUUGGCAAUAUGUUGAUAGAUGUUACUCGAUUGAAUAUUAUUAUGCUACUUGGGCAUCUGAGUUCUCCCCUCUUCCUCAUGAAGCGUAUUGGCCACAAUCACCAUUUAAUGAAUUACUUCCAAAUUUAGAACUAUUACGAAAUAAAAAAGGUCGUCCUCGUUCAACAAGACUAAAAAAUGGCAUGGAUAUUAAAGAAGGAAGAAAUGCCAAUCUUUGUGGAAUUUGUAGGCAACCGGGACAUAAUCGAAAACGAUAUCCGUCUAUGCCAAGGUAAUGAUUUUUUACCGGUUCAAGGUCAAGCUAAUUGUGAUGGUUUUCUUUUUGUAAUAAACAACGUUGGAGUUUUUUUUUCUUUUUGUGGUGUUCUUUUUGUAAGAAACAAUGUUGGAGGUUUUUUUUUCUUUUUGUGGUGUUCUUUUUGUAAGAAACAAUGUUG